UGCUGCUAGCACAUACAAAACAGAGUUCUUCAGACUGACCGUUGAGACCCCUGAUUUUGGCCGGACCACCGCGCAUAGUGUCAAAUUCCAAUUUUGUUUCCUUCCACUUCGACACAUGGCUUUUGAAGGCAAAAAACACUAUCACCACACUCACUUUUAAAUCCUUCCACUCCUCUCACUCCAAAUCCCCGACUUCACGAACCCAGAAAGACACUGCUAUAACAGUUCUUUAUCUUCAACUCCUUUUUUCUUUUUCUACCUUUUGAAGAUUUGCCAUCAAUUUUGCUCACAAUUUACAAACACAAUCCAGAAGAAGGGAAAGAGGUGCACACAGAUACAUACAGCUAAGCUGAGUUACAAGUGGUGGUAGUGGUUAAGAGUCAUUGAGCUGCAACUUGCAAAACAGUGAGAAAGAUCUAAAACGAGUAACCGUACAAAAUGUGAGCCACUCUCCUUCUCACACUCUACGCUCUCUCUUUCUGCCUCCUCUGAUAACCACGUGGGUUUUGAGAAAUGCCAGCUACAAUGCCAUUGUCACCUGCGGCAACACCUACAAAGAACAAAUUUUGUCCCUUUUCUCGAUCCAUUUCCAAUAUAAACCCCCCUCCCUCUGCUCUGAUCAGUUGCAGUUCUGUAUUUGCAUUGCAGAGUGGUCGGUGAUCGGUCGUGUCUGUCAAAAAAACCCUAAGAGUCUUGAAGGAAGCGUUUUGAGACCAAGUUGCUCACUUUUCUGUCUGCAAUGGCUGAGGCAAACAAAGACCGGGUUUCCCAACCCAACAACAACGCCAUGCAAAACAACAACGCCGAUUCUGUGAACCCAGAACUCAACCUGGGGCUCUCUCUUGGAGAAAUCUACACUGAAAAUCCCAACGAGAACCCUCUGGCUCGGUCUUCAACGAUGGCUGGAUUCUUAAAACCCAAAACGACGCCGGAGGAGGAAAGGGUGGCUGCUCCUCUUCUUUCAGUAGAGCUGCCAAGGUCUAGCUCUGUUCCGGAAAGGACAGGGCAGCGGAUGAUUAGGCACAAGGACAUACUGGCGUUAAGAAGAAUGGAGAGAAAGAAGAGGUUGGCACAGAAGCUGAGGAAAGAAGAAUUAGCUGCUUCUUUGCUAGAGAAGACUAGCCCUCCGGCAGCACAGGCAUCGCAGCCGCCUGAAGCCAACGCCACCAGGCCCUUCAGCACCGUUUUUAAGUUCGAACUCAAAGCAGAGGGAUAUAUCACUGUGUCUGAUGCUCCAAACGGAGCAGGAUGUUUUGAGACAUUCCCUUCGGGUAGUGACAUCAAGCCGGUGGUCACCUCUUCAAAAGUGGCCACUUUAGAACAUGUCAACCCUGCACAAAAUGCCAUGGAAAAUCCCUCAAAGGCGGCUAGAUUUUCCAAUGCUGUUGUGCAGAAGGAGGAGCUGACAUCCAAAAUGCCUUCUGUGAGAACCUUCGGAGCAGAUGGGAGGAAGACCGAGGGGGUUCUAUACAAGUAUGGACAAGGCCAGGUCGGCAUUUUGUGUGCUUGCCACGGCAGUUUUCUCUCCCCAGCCGAAUUUGUCAAGCAUGCUGGUGGAAAUGAAGUGGCAAACCCCCUGAGGCACAUCAUUAUCUGCUCAACUCCAUCUGAUGAUUAGGUCAACGGUGGUGGCUCUGUCGCCCCAUUGUAAUUUUAAUUGAUAAUUGAACACCUUGAUAUUUUUAUAGUGAAAGUUUACUCUGAUUAUUAUA
Messenger RNA from Prunus avium (sweet cherry), 1712 nucleotides. Its product is annotated as ninja-family protein AFP3. The record is from RefSeq and is a predicted model, not a curated record. Gene Ontology annotation, cellular component: nucleus. Gene Ontology annotation, biological process: signal transduction; negative regulation of DNA-templated transcription. Lineage: Eukaryota; Viridiplantae; Streptophyta; Magnoliopsida; Rosales; Rosaceae.